UUCUAUUACGACACAUACUCUUUGAUGCUUGAUUUAUGAAUCAUUUCAUGACAUGUUUGCAGACUGCGUGCAGGAAUGUGGUUUCAUUUAGUGACGGGAUACCAGGAAAAAGUGCAGGUAUACCGUAUUUCUACUUGACAACACUUGAUCCCACCGCAGCAAAUGCUUUGAAGGACCAAAGAUCCUCAUUCACAAUCAGUGAAUACCCUAACGGGACUUGUGGAGAAACAGAUCCUGAAAACCCUACUUAUGCAAAAGUUACACUCACAGGAAAGUUAAAACUGGUUGAUGCAGACUCCGAAGAAGCAAGAUUCGCUGUACGUAUAUGGAAUCUUCAAUUCUUUAGUUUGUUAGAUGGAUUCUUUGAUCAACAACAAGGUGACUACGGUCCAAUGCCUAAGUAG
Molecule: messenger RNA, 404 nt
Organism: Spinacia oleracea (spinach)
Lineage: Eukaryota; Viridiplantae; Streptophyta; Magnoliopsida; Caryophyllales; Amaranthaceae
Exons: 2
Coding region: 36-404 (122 amino acids)
Source: RefSeq, a predicted model, not a curated record